AUGGCUAAUAAGAAUGCCGAAUCAAGUGAGCAAAAAGUCCCCCACGUCGAAAGUUCAGACUCUGAACAAUCAUAUAGAGAUUCCGAUUCUGAAACAUCUGAAAGUGAUGAGGAUGAUGAAGAGGAGAUCAAUAUAGAAGUUGAACGUGAAUACCCCAAAGUGGCAGCUCCAAAAGUUUCCAUAUUGCCUACUGGAGCCAAAUUAUGGACUCCAUCAUGUGACGAGAUUUAUAAACCACGAACAAGCCAGCAUUUUCCAACCCUAGAAGAUGCAUUUCUUUUUUAUCGGGAAUAUGGCAGGCAAGGUGGUUUUGAUGUUCGUAAGUCUGGUCAAAAAUCCAACAGAAAGGGUAAUGUUGUUUCCAAAGUCAUGCAGUGUAAUUGUGGUGGCAAUCCAACUCCGGGCAAACAAAAGUCUAUAGAUGAUAUGGAUGCCGGUAGUUCUCAAGGCAGGAGAACAACGUCGCGUAGAUGUUGGUGUGAAGCUCGAAUUGUGCUUAAAGCCGCAGGGCAACGUGGAUUUGUUGUAAUGAGUUUUGUGGAGGAGCAUAACCAUCCUCUAGCAGAAGGGGUUGAAAGUAUGUUUUUGAGAUGUAAUCGUAACGUAUCCAAAAGUCAUCAGAAUUUGAUUAUGGAUUGCUCUCGAGUGAAGAUUGGUGCAACAAGAGCUUACAAUUUAGCCAAAGAGAUGGUUGGUGCUUACGAGAAUGUUGGUGCAACUUGCUCAGACUUCAAGAAUUUUGCACGUGAUGUUAAGCUUGGCAUUGGUGAGCACGAUGCUUGUAUGAUACUUGACAAGUUCAAAACGAGAACGAAGGCAGAAGAUAAUAAGUUUUUCUUUGACUACAAGAUGGAUCGAGAGGGUCAUCUUACUGGCCUUUUCUGGACGGAUGCAAUAGGGCAAGCUAAUUAUGAGAUUUUCGGUGACAUUGUCUCCUUUGAUCCUACGUUCCGUACUAACAAAUAUAAUAUGGUUUUUGUCCCCUUCACCGGGGUUGAUAAUCAUUGGAAGAACGUAACUUUUGGGGCGUCUUUGAUUGCAAAAGAGGAUUAUAAGAAUUUUAAAUGGUUGAUUAAUACCUUCAAACAUGCAAUGGGGCGUGCACCAACGUGUGUGAUAACAGAUCAGUGUCCUGCAAUUAAAAAGGCAAUUCAGAUUAAUUGGACUGCUACAAAACACAGAUUAUGCAUGUGGCAUAUAAUGAAUAAGCUACCAUCUCAGAUUGGUCCGAAGCGUGCUACUGAUAAAGUUUUUAUGGGCAAAUUGAAGUCUGUGAUUUAUUCAGAAAACUCUUCACCUAUACAAUUUGAGGAAGGAUGGGAUGCGGUUAUAUCAGAAUACGUGAAAGGCAUAUGUUCAGCCUAUUUGUAUUUAAAGAGGUACAACUCAAUUCAGAUAAGAAAGCUCAGUAAAUAG
Molecule: messenger RNA, 1416 nt
Organism: Daucus carota subsp. sativus
Lineage: Eukaryota; Viridiplantae; Streptophyta; Magnoliopsida; Apiales; Apiaceae
Product: protein FAR-RED IMPAIRED RESPONSE 1-like
Exons: 4
Coding region: 1-1416 (471 amino acids)
Biological process (GO): regulation of DNA-templated transcription
Source: RefSeq, a predicted model, not a curated record